This is a messenger RNA of Trichosporon asahii var. asahii CBS 2479, 5067 nucleotides long. RefSeq lists its product as uncharacterized. The record is from RefSeq and is a predicted model, not a curated record. Gene Ontology annotation, molecular function: microtubule binding; ATP binding; microtubule motor activity. The transcript is spliced from 7 exons. The coding region runs from base 1 to 5067 and encodes 1688 amino acids. Gene Ontology annotation, biological process: microtubule-based movement; mitotic spindle organization. Lineage: Eukaryota; Fungi; Basidiomycota; Tremellomycetes; Trichosporonales; Trichosporonaceae.
AUGUCCGCCAUUCCCUCGCCGGCGCGCCGGCGCGCGUCCCUCGUGGGAUCACCCACUCCCCAGUCACCACACUCCCAGCUGCCGCGGCCUCAGUCCGCCUCUGGCCGCUACCGCAGCUACGGACCGCCGCCGAGCGACCCGAUACCCUCGGUCCCCUCCAGCAGCAACAGGAGCUCAUCACCGACAGCCGAGGACAACGCGGACAAGGGGCAGGUGCGCGUAGUACUCCGUAUCCGCCCAUCUGAGCCCGAGGACCCUAAUAUUCCGUCUCGUCAUCGGUCCGUGCUGGUUCACCCGACGUCGUCGACCGAAGUCCGAGUGAGCGUCGACCCUGCGACGCUGGCGGGUUCUGCGUCGGUCGCGUCCACCAGCAAAAGGCACCCGACGUUCACCUUCGACCGCGUUCUCGGCGAGCAGGCGUCCCAGAUUGAUCUCUACAAUGUCACGGCGCGCGAGAGGAUUGAAGAGUUCCUUCGCGUCGUACUCGAUGGAACGACUGGAGACGAAGAGGACUACCUCGACCUGUCGGACCACUCGCGAGCUGGUCUGAUUCCCCGCACCGUCGAGCAGGUCUUCCGCCGAGCAGAGGAGAUCCGCUUGCAGUCUGGUCCUGGCGCCAGCUGGGAGUGCCGCGUCUCCUUCCUGGAGCUGUACAAUGAGGACCUCAUCGACCUGCUGAGCAACACGAACAUGCCCGUCUCGAUCCGCGAGAACCAGGACGGCCGCAUCGUGUGGUCCGGCGUUCGCGAGAUCAAGGUCGCCAACGUGUCUGAGGUCAUGCAGCUCCUUAGCGAGGGAUCGCUCCGCCGAAGGACCGGCGAGACCAACAUGAACCAGACCUCGUCGCGUUCGCACGCCAUCUUUGCUCUGACGCUCAUUCAGACCCGCCGGGCAGACAGUGGCAACAGCGACGCUCCCAGCGGACGGAUGACGCCGUCAAGGCGGCCGAUGUCUGUUGCCGGAGGUAACGGGUCCCGGUCUACGACGCCGGUCUUCACCCGUGCCCAGCCUCCUUCGAGCUACAGCAAGCUCAUGCGCCCAUCUAGCAUGUACACGGGCGGGGGCGCCCCGGCGCCUCACAGCGAGGAUGAGCUUGUUGUCGUGACCAGCAAGUUCAACCUCGUCGAUCUUGCUGGUUCCGAGCGCCUCAAGCGAACGGGCGCCCAAGCCGAGCGCAUGAAGGAGGGUAUCUCGAUCAACAGUGGUCUGCUUGCCCUCGGAAACGUCAUUUCUGCUCUUGCCGAACCCGCCAAGAACCGCGGACACGUUCCGUACCGUGACUCUAAACUGACGAGAUUGCUGCAAGACUCGAUCGGCGGAAAUGCAAUGACCACGAUGAUCGCCUGUAUCUCGCCUCUCGAGUACAACAUCUCGGAAACCAUCAACACGAUCAACUAUGCGUCGCGCGCGCGUAGGAUCAAGAACUCGGUCAGCAAGAAUCAGUCCGAGGUGGGCUGGGACGACAUCGACUACCUCCGUAACACGGUGCUCAAACUCCGGACCAAGAUCUCAACCCUGGAGGCUAACCCUGGGGCUGCGGUGCGAAGUGCCGGUCGAUUUGAGUCUUCAGUCGAUGAGGAGGCGCUCGCCCGUCAAGUCAUGGAGCUCACCGACAAGCUCGCCGAUCUGGAGGACGACUUCAGCCACUUACAAGACCAGUACUUUGAAAAGUGUCGGGAGAUCGUCGCGCUCAGCGAUCCGGACGCGCUGGAGGACGACAAGCUUAGGCAGUUCAACGAGACGAUCGAGCCGGUCGUUUUGGAGUACGAAAAGGUCGUCACCUCGCUCAACAAUCAGCUUGCGAUGCUCCGUGCUGAGGCUGCCGCCCGUGAGCAGUCGCACGAAGAGCAGGCACAUGACUUGAUCAAGACGCAAGAGCGACUUUCGGAGCACGAGAGUUAUGUUACCGAGCUUCAGGGUCGUCUCACGAAGCUCACUGCCCGCAACGAGUCGUCCGAAGCGUACAUUCGCGACCUCGAGCAAAAGUUCCGCAACUUUACCGACAACGACGAUCGCCAGACCGAUGUCAUCGCCGGCCUCAGCAAGGAGAUCCAGGACCUCAAGGCCGAGUCUGCUAAGAGCAACACGUACAUCACGCAACUCGAGCAGCGCAUCGCCACGGCGGACAACCGCGCGACGGAGCUUGCGGACCUCGUUGAACGAUACGAGCGUGAGGCCGAGGAGCGCGAGUCCACCGUUCGCGACCUCGAGUCUCGCAUGGCCAUGGUCGACAACCAGCAGGACGUCAACCUGCUCCUGGAGGAGCUCGAGUCUCGGGAACGCCGUAUUCAGGAGCUCGAGGACAAGCUGUCCAAGAGCAAGGCCCAGACUUUGCUCGCCGGCGCUGCGGGAGCUGCCACUGCCUCUGCCGCCACCGUCGCUGUUUCCCGCUCCGCCGCCGACAUGCCUGAGGACGUUGACGAGGAUGACGAUGACCUCUCAAUUGUCUCCCGGCCAUCUAUGGAGGCCAAGCAGGGCGAGCCCGAGAUUCCAAAGCCCGAGGAGCCUGAGGUUGAGGCCAAGGCCGAGGUGAAGGACAAGGCGGCUGAGGAGAGCUCGAAGGAGGUUGCCGAAGAGGUCCCCGAGAAGCUCGAGACGCCGACAGUGAAGGAGCCUGAGGCUGAGGAGGCCGAGACGGCUGCCACCAAUGGGCACGUCGAGAUGCCUCGCGAGAUCGACCUUUCCGACGAUCUGCCUGAGGAGGUUGAGGCCGCGGGGGACGCGGACAUCACGCCGAAGAAGUCGGCUGUAUCCCCGACCGUUGCUCUCGCCAAGGACGUCCCCGUUCCUGCUCUUGAACCGUCUCACGACGCGCCCAAGUCGACGAGCCCGACGCCACCCGAGACCCCUGCCCUGCGCACGAUUGCUGAGGACUCUGAGUCCGAGGUUGACAUUCUCCGCAAGGAGAACGAGGCCCUCCUCAUGCGCCUCCGUGAGAUCGAGAUGCGCCACGAGAUGCAGCACCCUGCAACUCCUGCCCUCGAGCCCCCAUCAGAGCACGACGAGGAGCUUGAGGACGAGGACGAGGAGCGCGACGGCGACUCGACCACGAACAACAAGCGCGGAUCCACCGGCAACGAGUCGAGCGAGAGCGAGACGACGCUGCAGACGCCCAAGCUUGCGAGCCGCGCUGUCUCCCCCCAGAUCCACACCGACGACCCCCUCUCUCUCCAGCGCUCGCCUUACGCUGCGUUCCGCGCCAACUCAAUUGACGCGCGCCGCAUCAACAGCGAGCGCAUCCUGCGCCCCCUCUCCCUCUCCCAGAGCAUCAACGGCUUAGCGUACAUGAGCAACUCGCCUCGCUACUCCUGGAGCCCGCCUGCUAACGGCAACGGUACUCUCACCGCGUACGAGCGAUCGCCAAAGUUCGACCGUUCGCCGAAGCGUCAGUCGAUGCCCUUCGAGUCGAAGCCGAUGCGCUCCGUGCAGAGCCUCGAGAUCGACAUCAACCUGCUGCAGAAGGCCGUCACGGACCGUGACGCCCAGCUGAAGCAGCGCGAGGCCGAGAUCAAGUACCUGAAGAAGACGCUUGAGCAGGGUACGACGCCAGCGUCGUUCGACACGGAGGACGUCAUUGAGCGGUUGCGCCGCGAGCACGCCGACGAGAUUGACAAGAUCUUUGUCAACCACGCGCGCUCGAUCACGGCGCUCGAGGACGAGCACAACAACACGGCGCGCGCCAUCCGACAGAAGCUCGAGGAGACGCUCGCCCAGCACAAGACAGAGAUGGAGGAGCUGCGCGAGGAGCACGCCCGCAAUCUCGCCGACCUCGAGACACGGCAUACCGAGGAGCGCGGUGAGGAGAGCGACAUGAAGUCGGCUCUUGACGCGGCCUGGGAGGAGCUCGCGGCCACGGGACGGCGCCACCAGCAGGAGCGCGACAACCUCGUUGCUUCGCACAACAAGGAUAUCGCCGAGGUCGAGCAGCGCCACGCCGAUGUCCUGUCCAAGCUGCAGAACGAGCUCACCGCCUCUUCCGCUGCUGUCGAGUCGCUCCGUGAUGAGCUCGCCGCCGCCAACGAGGCCAAGCUCAGGGCCGAGCAGGAGCUGUCGGAGCGCACGUCGCCCGCUGCUCUUGCCGCCGCUGCCGCUGCCGCUGGUCUCGCUGCGGGUGCUGCCGGUGGCGCGGCUGCCGCCUCGCACGACGAGGACAUGGUGCCUGCCGAGGAGCACAACAUGAUUGUGCAGGCCAUGGAGGAGAUGGAGAAGGAGCUGCAGGCCGCCGAGGACGAGAAGCGCCAGCUCAAGAUGAAGGCAGACCAGUUCAAGUUUGAGCUCUCCAAGAUCAGGGACGAGCACGAGGUGCAGCGCUCCGCGGACCUGAACAAGCUCGCCGAGCUGGAGAAGCGCUGCUCUGUGCUGUCCGCUGAGGCGGCCGACCUCAAGUUGCAGAACCAGGAGCUGUCCAAGAACCGGGACUCGAAGCAGAUGAUCGACCGCAGCUCGCGCUCCAAGCUGCCGCCUAUCGGGCCGCCGCCCACUGCGCCGCUCCCGCCACUCCCGGCGGGACGGGAGGCGAUCCUGUCUCCGACGCUCACGAACGCGUCUCUCCCCGGACGAACGAGCGCGCACGAGGGCAGCGUCGAGUCGGCCCGUUCCAGCAAGUACGACUCGCACGAUGGCCACGCGGUCUCGCUGCGUCCCGAGAGCCUCGUCACUGUCGCUGAGGUCGAGAAGGCGCUUGCGGAGCGCGAGGAGGCGCUCGCUUCGUUAACCGAGGCUCGCGACAAGCUCAUCGAGCUCGAGUCCUCGCUGGGCAGUGCGCAGAAGGACAACGAGGCGUUCACGAAGGAUCUGAUCGAGCUGCGCAAGAACAACUCGAAGCUCAAGGUGCGCGUCGACGACGUGAACCGCGAGAUGGCCGAGCUCAAGCGCGAGCGCGACUCGCUCCGCCGCGACCUCGUCGAGAUCAAGAACGAGCUCGCCGACUGCCAGUACGAGCGCAUCGCGGACCGACAGCGCCUCGAGGCGUCCAAGACCGAGCUUGCGCAGUGUAAGGCCAAGCUCGACCGCAUGGUCGACGCCAAGGUCAGCAAGCGCUCGGACCAGAAGCUCAAGUGCUUCUAA